This is a messenger RNA of Panthera uncia (snow leopard), 682 nucleotides long. It is a transcript of the gene RNF186, whose product is annotated as ring finger protein 186. The transcript has a single exon. Gene Ontology annotation, cellular component: endoplasmic reticulum membrane. The record is from RefSeq and is a predicted model, not a curated record. Gene Ontology annotation, biological process: protein K63-linked ubiquitination; protein autoubiquitination; intrinsic apoptotic signaling pathway in response to endoplasmic reticulum stress. Gene Ontology annotation, molecular function: ubiquitin protein ligase activity. Lineage: Eukaryota; Metazoa; Chordata; Mammalia; Carnivora; Felidae. The coding region runs from base 1 to 660 and encodes 219 amino acids.
AUGGCCUGCGCCGAGCCCCAGCGCGUCUCCACAGGAGCCACCGCCACAGAGGCCACAGGCCCUGCUAGGGCUUAUCUUGGCUCCACGGAGGGCGACCUCGAGUGUCUGGUGUGCCGGGAGCCCUACAGCUGUGCCCGGCCACCCAAGCUGCUGGCCUGCCAGCACCCCUUCUGUGCCGUCUGCCUGAAGCUCCUGUUGUGUAUCCAGAACGACGCCUGGUCCGUCACCUGCCCACUGUGCCGCCAGGCCACCGCCGUCCCUGGGGGCCUCAUCUGCAGCCUGCGUGACCAGGAGGCCGUGGUGGGGCGGCUGGUCCGGCCGGAGGUGCGGCUCUGUCCUCAGGGACUGGCGGAUUCCGCCACCUCGACGGCCAGGCACCCCGGCCGGGUGGCAGAGGAAGGGCAGGACGAGGCCAGUGUUAACCGCGUGGCGGCCCGGCGCCUGGCGGCACACCUGCUCCUACUGGCCUUGCUCGUCGCCCUCAUCCUGCCCUUCUACCCGGGCAUCCUCCGGUGGGUGCUCGCCGUCAUUAUCACCUUGGCCCUGCUGAUGCCCUCCCUCUUCUGCUGUCACUGGAGCAGCCGGGGCAGCUGCUGGCCUCCCCACGGGGCGCUUUUCUGCAGAGAACAGAAACACAGCGAGAUAGCUUCCAUCGCCUGAGUGCGCUCCGGCCGGGCGGCGC